AUGAGCAAGAAAGAAGACGUCAGGAAGGCAUUUGAAGAGAUCCAAUCUGGCGAAUGGCCUCCCGUGCGCGGAAUAUUCCAUGCAGCAGGAGUGACUGAUGACAAGGCUCUCGCCGAGCAAGACAAGGCGUCGAUUGAGAAGGUUUAUGCUCCAAAGGUUGUGGGGGCCUGGAACUUGCACGAGGUGUGCGAGGAACUGGAUUUGAACAAGGACCUCGAAAUCUUCUUGAUGUUUUCGUCAGUCGCUGCGCUUUUGGGAAACUUUGGCCAGGCGAACUAUGCAGCAGCCAACUCUUGCCU
This is a messenger RNA of Eimeria necatrix, 299 nucleotides long. Its product is annotated as KR domain-containing protein, related. The transcript has a single exon. Gene Ontology annotation, molecular function: fatty acid synthase activity. The record is from RefSeq and is a predicted model, not a curated record. NCBI's taxonomy places the organism in Eukaryota, Apicomplexa, Conoidasida, Eucoccidiorida, Eimeriidae. The annotation marks the transcript as partial. Gene Ontology annotation, biological process: fatty acid biosynthetic process.